AUGCCGCUUGCCGAGUCCACCUCUCGCGCUUCGCCUCAGCCGACACAGAUGGAUCUUGAAGGCCACUAUGUAGGUCCCUCAUCUGGCAUAUCAUUUCUCUCCCGAGUUCAGGCCCGGUUCGGGCAGUCGGUAUCGUUUCCUCGCGGCUUAUCCGUCUUCAACUUCGGUGACGCCCCGUUACUUUACCCCGAGGCUCACCUGAAUGCCGGGGACCCUCCGGACCCGACGUUCUCUCUACUGCUAAACCGAGAUGACACCGCCCGUCUUGUUAGGAGAUACUUUGAUUUUGCUGUGCCUGUGGAUCGAUUUUUGCAUCGACCAACCAUCGAGCAAUGGUUCGACGAGUUCUACGAGACCAAGGGCGUAAUGCACGAUAGAAACGCUGCGCCAACCCAGACGGCUGUGCUCUUCAUGGUUUUUGCUAUCGCACAGGAACAUUCGAUUCCUAGCUCGUCCCCAACCGGGGCGGAGAUGAGGCAUGUUAAUACACGGCAUCGGCUUUCCCACCCUCUUGAAUACUGCUAA
Messenger RNA from Aspergillus melleus, 525 nucleotides. RefSeq names its product fungal specific transcription factor domain-containing protein. NCBI's taxonomy places the organism in Eukaryota, Fungi, Ascomycota, Eurotiomycetes, Eurotiales, Aspergillaceae. Gene Ontology annotation, molecular function: sequence-specific DNA binding. Gene Ontology annotation, cellular component: nucleus. The transcript has a single exon. Gene Ontology annotation, biological process: positive regulation of transcription by RNA polymerase II. The record is from RefSeq and is a predicted model, not a curated record. The coding region runs from base 1 to 525 and encodes 174 amino acids.